GCGCGCUGUCCGACCUCAGUCGAGAGGGCUCGCUGCUGAGCGCUUAGCGCUUGGCCCGUCCUACUCGGGCAGAGCGGCCGGUUUGCCCAGAAAGGUUGCUUUGCCACUCCUGCUCUGUUUCUCUGUCGUCACAGGGAAUAAAUCUCUCCGGAGACUCAUUGGCCCGCUCCCAGAAAGGCGACAAGAUACCCAGGAUCCCUUCGUUUCCCUUCGAGUGGGCGCGGAGCCCGGUGUCCUCGGAAAAUGUCUACUGGACAAGAUCGAGUGGUGGUUCUGGUGGACAUGGACUGUUUUUUUGUUCAAGUGGAACAGCGGGAAAAUCCUCAUUUGAGGAAUAAACCUUGUGCAGUUGUGCAAUACAAAUCAUGGAAAGGUGGUGGAAUAAUUGCAGUGAGUUAUGAAGCUCGAGCGUUUGGGGUCACUAGAAGUAUGUGGGCAGAUGAUGCAAAGAAGUUAUGCCCAGAUCUUCUUCUGGCACAAGUUCGUGAGUCCCAUGGGAAAGCCAACCUCACCAAGUAUCGAGAAGCCAGUGUUGAAGUGAUGGAGGUAAUGUCUCGUUUUGCUGGGAUCGAACGUGCCAGCAUUGAUGAGGCUUUUCUAGAUCUGACUGAUGCUGUGGAAGAGAGACUGCAGAAACUACAAGGUCAGCCUAUCUCAGCAGACUUGUUGCCAAGUACUUACAUUGAAGGGUUGCCUCAAGGCUCUACAACAGCAGAAGAGACUGUUCAGAAAGAGGAGAUGCGAAAACAAGGCUUACUCCAGUGGCUCGGGUCUCUGGAAAUUGAAGGCACAGCCUCUCCAGAUGUGCGGCUCACCAUGGGGGCUGUGAUUGUGGAGGAGAUGAGGGCGGCCAUAGAGAGGAAGACUGGCUUGCAGUGUUCAGCUGGAAUCUCACACAAUAAGGUCUUAGCAAAAUUGGCCUGUGGACUAAACAAGCCCAACCGCCAGACCUUGGUCUCACACAAGUUCGUCCCACAGCUCUUCAGUCAAGUGCCUAUUCGCAAAGUCCGUAAUCUCGGAGGAAAGCUUGGGUCCUCUGUCAUUGCAAUCCUAGGGAUAGAGUACAUGGGUGAACUGACACAGUUCACUGAAUCCCAGCUCCAGUGGCAUUUUGGGGAGAAGAAUGGGUCUUGGCUAUAUGCCAUGUGCCGCGGGAUUGAACACGAUCCAGUGAGGCCCAGGCAGAUACCCAAAAGCGUUGGCUGUAGCAAGAACUUCCCUGGACAAACGGCUCUGGCCACCCCGGAACAGGUGCAAUGGUGGCUUUUGCAGUUAGCCCGGGAACUAGAGGAGAGACUGACUAAAGACCAAACUGAUAAUGACAGGAUGGCCACCCAGUUGGCUGUGAGCAUUCGUGUACAAGGAGACAAACGUCUGAGCAGCCUGCGCCGCUGCUGUGCCAUUACUCGCUAUGAUGCUCACAAGAUGAGCCAGGAUGCCUUUGCUGCCAUCAGGAACUGUAAUACUUCUGGACUCCAGACUGAAUGGUCCCCCCCCCUCACAAUGCUUCUCCUCUGUGCUACCAAAUUCGCUGCCUCCACCCCAAAGGUGCCGAGCAGCAGUUCAGAAGCUAAGGCCCCGGGGAGCGGCCCAGUGGUGGCAGCCACUAAGAAAGCAACUACUUCUCUGGAAUCAUUCUUCCAAAAAGCUGCAGAAAAGCAGAAAGUCAAAGAAGCUUCAUCCCUUACCACCACUGCCCAGGCCCACACAAGCAGUUCACCCUCCAAGCCCUCGUCAGCUCUCCAAACCAGUAGAACUGCAGGAGUGGAGCCCUUCUUUAAGCAGAAAAGCCUGCUUCUACAGCAGAAAGAGCUUCAUUCUUCACCGUGUCUCCCGCCGCAAGAUCCUCAGCCCGACUGUAGCGCGUUGCCUGCACAAGAUCCACACCGUGCCCCUGCUUGUGAAGGGGCGUUGAAAUUGGAACCUGCUGCAGCAGCUCCCGCGCAGAGGGAUUUGGCUCAAAACAGCUCAAGCCUGCUCGCUGCCUCUGCUUCCACGUGUGCUCUGGACGCGGCUCCCGGAGGAAGUGCUGCCCCGAGUCUUCUCGCUGCUGAGGACCUAGUGUCCUGUGAGAAGUGCGGCUCCCUGGUGCUGGUGUGGGAGAUGCCGGAACACCUCGACUAUCAUUUUGCACUGGAGCUACACGAAUCCUUCUUGCAGGCACACUCCUCAAACCCCCAGGUUGUUCCCGUCAAGUCUCCUCAAGGCAAAAGAAAUCCCAAGAGUCCUUUGGCUUCCAGUAAUAAACGCCCCAGGCCUCAAGGCAUGCGGACACUGGAAUCAUUUUUUAAACCAUUAGCACACUAGUGCUGCCUUCGGGCUUGCUGUGGGAUAUUAAUAUUUUAUCUGUAACCCUGGGAUAUGGACAUACAUUUACUUCUUAAGGAAAUUUAUAACGAUGAAACUUUUAAUACCAAAUUAAGGUUUCCAUCUCUUCACAUGCACGAAUUCUAAUCCCAUUGCUGGUAGAGAUGUAAAAAUGCUCCCUCCCUUUGACGUUUUUGGACUUUAGGGAGGUAAUAUCAUACAUUAAACAGUGUGUAGGCCUUUGAGCCUAAGAGACCUGCUUCCAAACCUAACUAUACUGUAUGGCCUUGAGCAAGACACCGUCUCUGCAAAGCCUAAGACCUUACAGAUUACUGAAAAUCAAAAAUGAUAUAAAGUACCUCACUUAAACUUGGUAUCCAGAAGGAACCCAGUUAAAAAACCUUUUAAAAAAAGAUUUAUUUAUUUGAAAGGCAGAGUGACAGGGCGAUCUUCCAUCUGUUUACUCCCCAAAUGGCCAUAAUGGCUGGGGCUGGGCCUGGGCCUGGGCCAGACCGAAGCCAGGAGCCUGGAACUCCAUCCAACUCUCCCAUGUGGAUGGCAGGGGCCCAAGUAUUGGGGCCAUCUUCUGCUGCUUUCCCAGGCACAUUAGCAGGGAACUAGACCAGAUGUGGAGCAGCUAGGACUCCAACUAGUGCUCCAGUAUGGGAUGCCUAUGUUGCAGGUGGCAGCUUAACCCAUUGUACCACCAUGCCAUCCCAAAAGAAAUUUUUAAAAAAUUUUCUCCUAGCUCUGUGACAGAGCAGUUCGGAUAAUGCCUUGAGCACAAUUGUUUCUUCAGUUGGGGAAUAUGAGGUGAAACCUGGAAACCCGCAGAGUGACAACGUAGCUGGGUCAGGGCAGGGCUCUGCAUGCAAAAGCUACACACUAAAUAUUGCAUCUCAUAGAAGUAAACCCUCUAACAGCCUCAGUUGUAAUCACUGGCCCUUCUGCAUUUUACUCUAAUGUAGAUUGUGAUUGCUACUGGGCCAGUUCAAGUCUGUUGAGAUUGGACCCAGUCAUGGUCAGAACUAGAUCACCUCUAGAACCGUGCUAGUCCAGCUCGAGUGGCAGCAGCACGAGGGGACUUGCUGGAAACGGUCUCCGCCUCACCACCACGCCUGCUCGGUCAGAAUCUGAUACGAACAAGACUCCCUGUAUCUUUUUCAGUUUCACAAGCACUGGUCUACAGGAUACCAAAGGUCAGGUUUGUGGAAAACAGUAACAUUUGUAGUACAAACUCGAGGGAAGUGCUUGGGAGGCGCUCUGGCAUGUUCACCUCUCUCCUGUUAAAGUAUGAAUUGAGAGUUUUAUAUUCGUGAUUGUAGCCUUUUGUACUUGUUCCAUGUUUGUAGGAUUUUUAAUCUCCAUUCUGUGUGGGAAGUCACUUUUGGCUUUUCUGAUAGAGGGAACCUUGAAUUCCUUGUGUAACCCUCCUGGAGAACUGAGCUAGGUGGUAACUGGUUAAAUGUGUCAGGAAAAUGCUGUUCAUGUCCUUUCUGUAUAUGUGUGUGAACCAGCCUCUGAGCUUUUUUAAAUGGGGGACAUUUCAUGUAAAGAAGGGAGGAAGCCACUAGGAGCAGCGGGAAAUCAGUUUUCAAAGAUAUUUGUCAUUGUUAUGGCACUGAAUACAGACAGUGAUUCACUGUGUAUUUGUCUUUCCCCUACUAGACUUGUAGCUUCUUAAAAGCAAGAAUUCCUAACAAUGCCUUGCAUAUAAUAAUGUUUUAUAUUCCAUAGAUAAAUAUGUAGUGACAUUCUAGAUGUGAUUAUUAGAAUUGGGGUAAUAAAAAUGUAUAAACUC
This is a messenger RNA of Oryctolagus cuniculus (rabbit), 4108 nucleotides long. It is a transcript of the gene POLH, whose product is annotated as DNA polymerase eta. Gene Ontology annotation, molecular function: damaged DNA binding; DNA-directed DNA polymerase activity. The record is from RefSeq and is a predicted model, not a curated record. Gene Ontology annotation, biological process: response to radiation; error-prone translesion synthesis. NCBI's taxonomy places the organism in Eukaryota, Metazoa, Chordata, Mammalia, Lagomorpha, Leporidae. Gene Ontology annotation, cellular component: replication fork; nucleus; site of double-strand break.